Ramularia collo-cygni is the source of this 987-nucleotide messenger RNA. RefSeq lists its product as uncharacterized. The coding region runs from base 1 to 987 and encodes 328 amino acids. NCBI's taxonomy places the organism in Eukaryota, Fungi, Ascomycota, Dothideomycetes, Mycosphaerellales, Mycosphaerellaceae. The record is from RefSeq and is a predicted model, not a curated record. The transcript has a single exon.
AUGCUUUUGUGGCCUUUGGACAAAGAGCGCAGGGAACUCCUAGGGGAUGGUCACGUUGCCGACAACGGAAUAGACAAGGACGGCGACUCUUCCACAGCGGGGAAAGUUGAUAGUAGCCAAGGCGGUGACUCUACAAGCAACGCGGUGACCUCCCACUUCGACAUACCGCAAGCGAUAAAUUACCGAUGUGACGUCRCAAUCCGCGUCGUUGAGCCAAUCCGAGCGAACAAUGGCGAGAAUCGGGUCGGUACUGGAAAUUGCAUCGAACGUCGCCGUGUCGUCCGAUCGCAUAUGAUUUUGGACGAGUAUGACUACCAGCCUCGUGGGACCCCACGGUCCUCGGUGCAUUGUGGCUCGAUCGAGCAGCUUGCAGCAGCGCAUCGGCUCGAUCGCCAGGCGCGUAAGAUUGACCGAAAUUUCAGCCAUCUUUGGCAGAUAGCCAAGCGCAGGCCCAGAAUAGAACAAAGACAGAGCAUGUCGCAGGGGUCACAGGGUAGGGGAGGGCUGGUCCUGAAGAUGUCGAAACGAGGUGCCUCACCAGACGACUGGAUGCUGCUGAGAAUGUUGUCUUGGGCAGCUGCCAAGCAGAGGAAAUGGCCAUUCCGCCAGGCCACACCAAGAAAUAAAGGCGCCGACACCCAGUUGCUUGGCGCUGAAUGGAAGAGUUUUGAUGCGUGGCAGCAGCAUGUUCAAGAGCGAGUGUCUGAAAUCUAUAUCAGGCACGGCAUGAAGCCUCCUCGCAUAGAGAGAAUCCGCUCUGGCGUACCACACGUGCCACAGUCCUCGAACGUGCGAUGUCGCAAGUGUGCUUCUACCAACAGAUCGCUUCUGGAGUGCAUUGGAAAGUCCCGUUGCGCGACGUGUCAGCUCAAAGGCAUCAUCUGCGUGUCAGGAAGGAAGCGUGCGCCGGCCGAGCGAGAUCGUCUUCGUAUCGGUGUGCUUCGCGACGCGGCAUUCAAACACUUGCCGGGUCCUGCAAAGUCCUGA